Messenger RNA from Microcebus murinus (gray mouse lemur), 3140 nucleotides. It is a transcript of the gene CNGA1, whose product is annotated as cyclic nucleotide gated channel subunit alpha 1. NCBI's taxonomy places the organism in Eukaryota, Metazoa, Chordata, Mammalia, Primates, Cheirogaleidae. Gene Ontology annotation, biological process: monoatomic cation transmembrane transport. Gene Ontology annotation, cellular component: intracellular cyclic nucleotide activated cation channel complex; plasma membrane. The record is from RefSeq and is a predicted model, not a curated record. Gene Ontology annotation, molecular function: protein-containing complex binding; intracellularly cGMP-activated cation channel activity; cGMP binding.
CCACAACAAACCUGCAGAUAUUAUUAUGCCCAUUCUAUGGAAAAUGAAACUGGGGCCCAGAAGAUUCAUUAUUGUGCUCCAAAUCCCAGAGCGAGUGAACAGUGAAGCUGAGAUUCAAACGCAAGCCUGUGACUCCAAAACCUGUGUGUUUAAGCCCAGCUCGGGAUCACAGAAAACUCCCUCAAAUGGGUAGCAACAUUUGACAUAAGAGAAACUGAGGUAAAGUGAACACUGGAUCUCAGAACAAAAGAGUCUUCCACGUUUGACAGCAGAUAAAUCCGCAAAUCCACCGCUGAGUCAUGGAAAUCCUCCUUUGUCAACGCCACAGAACUGUUUCUUUCCCUGGGAAUGAUCAAGAAAACUUGCCAUUUGUGCAUGUUUAAGGAAAGGAAAAAAAUCAACACAUUUUGUUUUUUAAAAAAAAUCAGGGCCUGGAUUUUGACAAUGUCAAGAUCCACAGUAUAUCCCCGUUUGUUUUGGAUACUCUACUGACUUCCAGUUCUAGAAGACAUAGAUAUAUUACUUAAACAACCAAAGGACCUCCAGCUUUCCUACUUCAAAAAGGCUCCUGAGAAACAGGGGAAGAGGUGGAGCAAGAUGGCUGAAUAGAACUCUCCGCGAUCUUCCCCUGCCAGGAAGAGCAAACUGAACGACUACCCAGGCACGGAAGCACCUUCAUAAGAACCAAAAAUCAGAUAUGAAACUAAUCAUGAAGAAAAAUAUUAUCAACACACAGCGCUCCUUUGUAAAUAGGCCCAAUGUGAUUGCACCAGAUAUUGAAAAAGAAAUAAGAAGGAUGGAAAACGGAGCAUGCAGCUCCUUUUCUGACGAUGACGACAGUGCCUCUGCAUCUGAAGAUUCCGAGAACGAAAACCCCCGUGCAAGGGGUUCCUUUCGAAAUAACUCACACAGAAGGGGAGAACCACCGCAGAGGGAGCAGUACCUGCCUGGGGCCAUUGCACUUUUCAACGUCAACAACAGCAGCAAUAAGGACCAAGAACCAAAAGAAAAAAAGAAAAAGAAAAAAGAAAAGAAGAGCAAGUCAGAUGAUGAAAAUAAAAAGGACCCAGAGAAGAAAAAGAAGAAGGAAAAGAAAAAAGAGAAGGAAAAAAAAGAAGAGAAAAAGAAAGAAGAGAAAAGCAAAGACAAGAAAGAAGAGGAGAAGAGAGAAGUCGUGGUUAUCGAUCCCUCGGGAAAUACGUAUUACAACUGGCUGUUUUGCAUCACCUUACCUGUUAUGUACAACUGGACUAUGAUUAUUGCAAGAGCAUGUUUUGAUGAACUUCAAUCCGAUUACCUAGAAUAUUGGCUCGUUUUCGAUUACUUAUCAGAUGUAGUCUACCUUCUUGAUAUGUUCGUACGAACAAGGACAGGUUACCUAGAACAAGGACUGCUGGUGAAGGAAGAACUUAAGCUCAUACAGAAAUAUAAAUCAACCUUGCAAUUUAAACUCGAUGUUCUAUCAGUGGUACCAACUGAUCUGCUAUAUGUUAAGUUGGGGUGGAACUAUCCAGAAAUUAGAUUAAACAGGCUGUUAAGGAUCUCUCGUAUGUUUGAGUUCUUCCAGAGAACAGAAACAAGGACAAAUUAUCCAAACAUCUUCAGGAUUUCUAACCUUGUUAUGUAUAUCGUCAUCAUUAUCCACUGGAAUGCAUGUGUGUAUUACUCUAUUUCGAAAGCUAUUGGAUUUGGAAACGAUACUUGGGUCUACCCUGAUGUCAACGAUCCUGAUUUUGGCCGUUUGGCUAGAAAAUAUGUGUACAGUCUUUACUGGUCCACGCUGACGUUGACUACCAUCGGUGAAACACCACCUCCCGUCAGGGACUCUGAAUAUGUCUUCGUGGUGGUUGAUUUCUUAAUCGGAGUGUUGAUUUUCGCUACCAUCGUUGGUAACAUAGGUUCCAUGAUUUCCAACAUGAACGCAGCCAGAGCAGAAUUUCAAGCAAGAAUCGAUGCCAUCAAGCAGUACAUGCAUUUUCGAAACGUAAGCAAAGACAUGGAAAAGAGGGUCAUUAAGUGGUUUGACUACCUCUGGACCAACAAAAAGACGGUCGACGAGAGGGAAGUGUUGAAGUAUCUACCUGAUAAACUGAGGGCGGAAAUUGCCAUCAACGUUCACUUGGACACCCUAAAAAAGGUGCGCAUUUUUGCUGACUGUGAGGCUGGCCUGUUGGUUGAGUUAGUCUUGAAACUACAGCCCCAGGUCUACAGUCCCGGAGAUUACAUCUGCAAGAAAGGGGACAUCGGACGAGAGAUGUACAUCAUCAAGGAGGGCAAGCUGGCCGUGGUGGCCGACGAUGGGAUCACGCAGUUCGUGGUGCUGAGUGACGGCAGCUACUUCGGCGAGAUCAGCAUUCUCAACAUAAAGGGCAGCAAAGCCGGCAAUCGGAGGACGGCCAAUAUUAAAAGUAUUGGCUACUCAGACCUGUUCUGCCUCUCCAAAGAUGACCUCAUGGAGGCUCUCACGGAGUACCCCGACGCCAAAGCGAUGUUGGAAGAGAAAGGGAAGCAGAUCUUGAUGAAAGAUGGGCUACUGGACAUAAGCAUCGCUAAUGCUGGUAGUGACCCCAAAGACCUCGAAGAGAAGGUCACUCGCAUGGAGGGGUCGGUAGACCUCCUGCAGACGAGGUUUGCCCGGAUCCUGGCUGAGUACGAGUCCAUGCAGGGGAAGCUGAAACAAAGAUUAACCAAGGUCGAGAAAUUUCUGAAACCACUCAUCGACACAGAGUUCUCAGCCAUUGAAGGAGAAAGUGGGCCCAUAGACUCUACCACACAGGACUGAAAAGCUGGUCGUUAACAAGGACAUGCCUCAGGAUCCUUUAGAUUAUGUGACUAAACUGUCGUUUGGAAGAAGAGGAGGAAGACUCAGCCGGGAAAUUUUUCCAUAAGGAAGACGUGCUUUGGCGCAGGGCACAAGGCCCGUCCGCUCUUUGCGAGGCACUGUGAUCGAAGAAUGGUUGUAUCUUGGGAUUUUUCACGAUGGAUAACAUGCAAGGAUAUAAACUGAUUAACGUGUCGGUAUCUGUAUCUUCUGAAUUUUUCACAUAUACUCCUUUUGUGUAAUAAUCUUUAUAAAAGUGAACAAGUAUCCUCACUUUCGGGAUACUUGCAUUGCUGAGGAGUGAAAAGUAUUCAGAGCA